AUGCAAGGACAGGACCCGGAGAUCCGGUCUCACUGCGUGUAUCCCUGCGAGUGUGGCACAGUGCCGGAUUGUCCUCCGGGAGUGCCAGUCAUCAUGGACGGGUGCGAGUGCUGCUGGCAGUGCGAGAGGCAGCACGGGGAGUCCUGCAACGGCGCCACCCUCUGCGAUGCCUCCAAGUCGCUCUCCUGCGUGUACAACAGCACGGCCGACCCGACGGGCACUUGCCAAGGUAGGUUUCUAAAGGAGCAGCUCGUGGCGAGAGCUCGGCAUUCCAAUGGCACUUACGCCUGUGUGUCCCUGUGCCCCGGCGAGAGUCUUCCUCCCAGCGAGCAGUGCCACGACCCCCACCUUGUCACGGUGCCAGGGCAGUGCUGCAGGGAAUGGAUGUGCGAUACAGCUCCAGAGAAAGUCGUGGGGCCCCCUGCAUGCGAGCGCCUCUCUGGCCGGUGGUCCCCCUGCUCGGUUCAGACGUGUGGUUUGGAGUGUCGGUUCGCUGUCCAACGACAACGCCAGCUGCCAGAGUAUCAACCAGACGCGCCUCUGUCAGAUCAGGCCCUGUACAGACCCUAG
Penaeus vannamei (Pacific white shrimp) is the source of this 570-nucleotide messenger RNA. NCBI's taxonomy places the organism in Eukaryota, Metazoa, Arthropoda, Malacostraca, Decapoda, Penaeidae. The record is from RefSeq and is a predicted model, not a curated record.